Molecule: messenger RNA, 1848 nt
Organism: Zasmidium cellare ATCC 36951
Lineage: Eukaryota; Fungi; Ascomycota; Dothideomycetes; Mycosphaerellales; Mycosphaerellaceae
Exons: 7
Coding region: 1-1848 (615 amino acids)
Biological process (GO): protein K48-linked deubiquitination
Cellular component (GO): nucleus
Molecular function (GO): ubiquitin binding; cysteine-type deubiquitinase activity
Source: RefSeq, a predicted model, not a curated record
AUGAGCAGUCAGCGGCAGCCCGUCGCCACGGCCGGCUACUAUCAGCAUCAGCAUCACCUUCACCAGCAACACCACCUCCCGCACCACCCUCACCACCCGCAACAACACCGCCACCCCUCCCUCCCGGCCGCCUUCUCCCCCGCGCCGCCGCCGCACUAUCAUGACCCAGCCCUUGCGUCGCUGGCGUAUCGACCGCUGCAGUUGCCGCUGCAGCACGCGACGCACCAGCAACAAACAGCUUCGUCCGAGCAAACACAGCUGCCAUUAGCGGCCCAAGCUGCCGGCCCUUACCAGCACCCCAGCUUCCGCCAGCAUCGCCAUCCCUCCGAUCACCACCACCACCACGCCGCCGCCCUCUCGCACCGCACGCGUGCCCAAGCCCGCCAGCGCCACCACUCCGCCAUGGCCUACCAGCAGUCCGCCCCGUCCGCCGACGACGAUCUCGCCGAGCUGCAAAAGCUCAGCGAGGCCUACGAGCCGGAGGCCACCGGGCCGCUUGUUGGCCAGCGCCAACCGAGUACGGCUAUCACGACCGAGUACGCUUCGGCUGAUCCUGUCUAUCAAGCGAAGACUGCUGCAUUGCCUCAGAAAUACUCGCACUACCGGACUGUGCGUGGUGAUGGAAAGUGCGGUUGGAGAGCCGUCGCCUUCGGCUACUUCGAAGCACUCAUCCACCAUGGCGACACCGACCGAUUUGCCAUGGAAGAAGCUCGCUUGCGAUCAAUGACCAAUGUCAUGGUCGAAGCCGGUUUCCAAGCCAUGCUCAUGGAGGAGUUCGCAGAGGAGACUAUUAGUCUGCUACGCAAGGUUGCCGAAGCAAUACCUCUGGGCAAUGCUGAAGAUGUGCUGUUGGAGACAUUCAACGAGCAGAUGACGCAGGACUACAUUAUCACUCACAUUCGGACCAUCACCGCGGCGUGGAUGAAGACGCACGAUGAGAACUACGCACCAUGGCUACUGGGUCAAACCGUCGACCAAUACUGCGAGCAAUCCGUCUUGCCUGUCGCUGCUGAGAUCGACCACGUUGGCCUUGUCGCGCUCAAAGACGCCCUACUCUCGCCCGCAGGCAUGUCCCUCGAAGUCCUGUACCUCGAUCGCAGCGAGGGCAGCGAAGUGACCAUGCAUCGCUUCGACCCCGUCAACGCAGGUGGUUACACUAUUGGAAGUGUGAGACUGCUGUAUCGACCUGGUCACUACGACCUGCUUUACAAGCCAGAAGACCUCCCUGCUCCACCGCCUCCUCCAGCUGCCACUGCUGUACCAACAUACCUCCAAUACGGAAGCAGCCAUGACCCGGUGUACGACCUGGGUGUCUCGGACUUUAUGACAUCCAUUCCCGGCAUGUCCUACGCCAACCUGUCUCAGCCAGGCUGGAUGUCAUCAAGCUAUGCAUCAGGAGUGGACUUUCUCAACACGCCAGCUCCUGUCCAGGCGUGUACGCAAGCACUGCCAACACCAUCGGCGCCGGCUCCUCAGCCGCAGAUUUCAUCUCAGCCAGUCUAUGUUCCUGCCUCCACACCAUCGCAGCUGGUACCACCACCGACGCAAAUGCCGCAUGAACUAGCAAUACGAACGUCUGUUGUGCAGACAUCGCUAGCUCACACAGACUUCCAGCACCAACUCAGCGUCGGUCCGUUCAGACCAUCGGCGUGGCAAUAUGAGCCGGACUUUGUGUCAGCCACUUCGCAAAUGCCGUUUCAGACAUCGAUCUUCAGGAAUUCGCACUUCAACACCGCCCACUUCCUCAACCCGGAGUUCCAGCCGGAACAGUGGGAUCCCGACGAUGAAUACGCCACGGCAACCAGCAGCAGCAGUAGCAAGAGUUCGCGGCACAAAACCAAUGGAUGA